AUGGCGCAGAUUACGAGACGCAAGGAGCCUGAGAAGUCUCCAGGAAUACAUUGGCUAUGUCUCGCUCUACUCUGCACACUACCUUUAUGUCUUGCAACGACAGAAGAUGAUGCCUGUCACGUCUGCGAGUGUGACAGUUUUAAGAAAAUUGUAAACUGCAAUGGAAAAGGUCUGAAAUCGAUGCCAAACGGAAUACCACAUGACACAACCUUGCUGUAUUUGGCGAACAAUCAGAUAUCUGCCAUCGAGUCAGGAGCUUUUAGCGGCCUUACCAGCUUAAUCCGCCUGGAUCUGUCAAUGAAUGGGCUGACGGAGUUGACUCCAGACAUGAUGAAAGGUGUCGGUGGAUCUGUCAUUGGAAAAAUCUACAACAACGAGUUGUUGGAGAUUCCCUCAAGGCUCUUCUAUCGUCCAGGCCGAGAACAUCACGUACUGACUCUGGACUUCAGUGGAAACAAAAUUCAACAUGUGGCUGCCGAUGCAUUACUCGGAGUGAAAGGCGUACAAGAGGUAUUUCUAAGUUCCAACAACAUUGCAUCUCUGCCCGAAGACCUGUUUGCCAACGUUACUGUGUUCGGCACCCUAGAUCUGUCUUCAAACGAUUUGUCAAGCAUCCCGGAUGGACUUUUGCGUUUUCAGCGGAAACUUCGAACUCUGUAUCUCCACCAAAACUUCUUUAGAGUGCUCAGAAGGGAGAUGUUUGUUGGACUUCAGAACUUAAGGACUUUAAUGAUUGCUGACAACCCAAUAACCGAAAUUGAUGAGCGAGUGUUUUCUGAUACGCAGCUAGUAAACCUUUACUUGUUCAACGCGGAGUUGCGUUCAAUUGGAGCCAGGCCGUUUAUGACGAGAGCCAAUUCGCUUCUGCUUGUAUCUCUUUACGGUAACGACGUCGAAGUUAUUGCUGAUUCGGUUUGGCAAGAUUUAGGACCUCGCUGCAACGUAUCCAUUGGCAGCACACUCAGGAGAGUUCCUUUCACCAGGUCCGACCUCAAUAUAAAUUUGGUCGGGACUGAUUUUGUUCAAACACUAUCCGUGACGAAGGAGGAACGCAAUCUAUUGAUUCGAGCCGGAUUCAGCUGUGAAAAAACAGGCUAUAGAACAUAUCAGUGCACUACGUGUCAUCAGGGAACCUAUGGAGGAGCCCCCGAGGAUUGUACACCCUGUCCAUCAGGAGGUUUUUUUCAAAACCGAACAGGACAAGUUGUGAAGAGAGGAGCAGACCUCAAUUGUUUUUUCUGCAAUAAUGGCACAUACGUUCCACCAGAAGCUCACCCUGGUAAAACCAUCGGAGAUUGCGUGGUGUGUCCAUCAGGCACGGAUACAAGCCGCCACGCAGGAUUCCGCGCGUGUCCCUGUGUGUCGAAUUACUACCGUAAAGAUCGGUUUGGUGAAUGCUUCGCCUGUCCGUUGCAAGGAACUGACUGUUCGGAAGAAUAUCAACAUCUUCUGCCAGGAUUCUGGUGGACUUGGGACUGGGGCUCAGUCGACAACUAUCAAUCUUACGAGAAAUAUGUACAAAAUAUCCUCAUACAUAACGAGAGCUACGACGAAAGCACGGUAAGGUUUAAAGGUGCCUUGCCAAAAGUUCAUCCAUGUCCAAGAAAAGAAUCGUGUCAGAAUGGGGGUGACGGAAUAAAUGCUACAUGUGAAUUUGGUUAUGAGGAUUUCUUGUGCUCUCAGUGCAUUGCCAACUACUAUUCUUGGUUUAACAGAUGCUUUGAAUGUCCCAGAUGGUAUGUGUUUCUUUUAGAGAUUGUGGCUGCUCUGGUAGUUAUUGUUGUUUUAAUCAUCAUCGUAAUGUGGGACCUUCGAAGACAUCGGCGUAGAGGGCGUUCUGCCAUCAACGCGUUGUUCUCCAGAUUCAAGAUCGUACUUGGUUUCUAUCAGAUCAUGGGCGAAAUAUUCGAAGCACUGGAUGGGAUUCAUUGGCCACAGGCACUUACUAACAUUGGUUCAUUUUUCCGAUUGUUAGAGGUGAAUAUUGCGCAAUUGAUCGUUAGCCCUCGAUGCUACUUCCCAAAUUUCACAUACCCAACUAUUUACAUAGAGUUUAUAACUGGUAUGAGCUUCGUUGUCUUUGUAGUGUUGUUGGCACUGAUUGUGUACGGUUGCAGGAAAAGUUACCUGAAAAUGACCAAAUUGUCCAAGGAGGUUUGCAACAAUAUUUUGGCUCAAACUAAACAAACCUGUUACCUGGUUGUGGUUAUUCUUCUGUUUGUCACAUAUCCAAGCGUAUCGAGUGCCAUUUUUACCUUGCUGCCUCCUGGAUGUGACGAGUUCUACCUGGAUGACACCGAUCACUUCAAAGUCCUGCGACUCCGAUCGGACUACUCCAUCGACUGCGAAUCAAAUCAGCAUGUCAGCUACAACUACGCCGCCGAAGUGUCCCUGUGUUAUGUUGUUGGCCUUCCCUUGGCACUGUUCCUCAUGUUGUGGGCGAGUUGUCGAAGCAACAAGGGAUCUGAUCAAUGUUCCUCUGCACCUGAGACGGAUCAGUCUGGUUACCAAAACGAAUCUGAUCUUGAUCCUAAGUCAGAUACCGAACUUUUGUGUCACGCCAAUUCUGAAGAGAUAAAUACUUCUGAAGGUACCGGUGUGCAAUCUGAAGAUGUUGAACAUGAUGACGUGACAAGUUCCUCUCUCCCCGAGUCGGACCGAGAAAAGACUGACGACAAUAAGAUCACCUGGGUUAGUUUCUUGUGUGAGAACUACAAGGAGCAGUUCUGGUAUUGGGAGAUUGUGGAACUUGCUCGCAAAGUCCUCCAAGUUGUCUUCGUUCUGAUGUUCAAUGCUGAUGAUCAUUUCACGCUCUUUGCUACCAUUGUCUUAUCCGUGGCCUUUCUUAUCGCCCAUGCUUACUUGAAACCAAUGAAGGAUGCGGCAGAGCACCGUCUUCAGAUGUGUUCCCUGACUACCAUCUUCCUGAAUCUGUCGGCAGCAUCUUUGCUUCUGUUACCAAAUGAAGAGAACCAGUCCAGCGAUGCAAGAAAGGAAUUUCUGGUCGUCUUCCUGAUUGUUAUCAACCUGAACAUAGUUGCCUUUGUGGCAGGAAGCGCCGUUUGGACCUUAGUGAAGGCUGUAUGGAAGACAUCCUGCUGCAGUCGUGCUUUUGCAUGCAUCGUUGUCAUUGGCCGUCUGAUACCGCACCCAAACCGGUCGCGAUCCCGUAGACCAAUCAACGCAUCGCAUACUGAAGGAGAAACGACUCUAAUUAGUGGCAGACCUGUUUCUGAUACUAUUUAUGGGUCUGUGUAAAAUCAUCAUUCUACAGGUGUAUCAUAGGACAAAUCUCAUAUGUCUGAAAAAAAUAAUUCCCUGAACAAUACGUAUAUAUUUUUUUACUCUCGAGGAAUAUUUUGUAUGCAUCUUUCUCUUAACAAGUGGUAUUGUUCACGUGAUGUCUACUCAUUUUUUCGUAAUAAGUAGAAUUUCCUUACACUCAUCUUGAAUAUAAGAAAAAUCGAUUGCAAAUUAAAUUGCAGUAUUCAGUUGAAGGGCAAGGAUUUAAUGUCCCAGCUAUUAUAGGGCUAACCCCGAAAAAAAUAUGCAAUUAAACUCAACAAUACAAAAAUUAUUUACAUUUGAAUGAGACUUUGAGAACAAAAUUCAACCCGUGUUUGGGAAUAAUUACCCAAAAAUAUUGCGAAGCAUUUGCGACACAACGAUAAAUAUGUUCUAGAACUUUUGACUGGUUCUAGACCCCAUUUAGAGUCAAUAACGCAGGGGCCGGGAACCAGUCGGAUGGCAGGAUGAUCUGUUUGUGCGCGUUAGUCUGUAGGGCUAGACGUUGUUAUGAUGAAUACGCGACAACCCGC
Molecule: messenger RNA, 3818 nt
Organism: Patiria miniata (bat star)
Lineage: Eukaryota; Metazoa; Echinodermata; Asteroidea; Valvatida; Asterinidae
Exons: 15
Coding region: 1-3258 (1085 amino acids)
Molecular function (GO): protein binding
Source: RefSeq, a predicted model, not a curated record